Messenger RNA from Photinus pyralis (common eastern firefly), 2315 nucleotides. RefSeq lists its product as uncharacterized. Gene Ontology annotation, cellular component: membrane. NCBI's taxonomy places the organism in Eukaryota, Metazoa, Arthropoda, Insecta, Coleoptera, Lampyridae. The record is from RefSeq and is a predicted model, not a curated record. The transcript is spliced from 10 exons. Gene Ontology annotation, molecular function: phosphatidylinositol bisphosphate binding. Bases 159 to 2132 code for a protein of 657 amino acids.
UAUAAUGCUAAUGACAGUGUGUGAAUUAUGAGAAAGGUUACCUCCCGGCUCCCAUACAUAUCAAACUUCAAAGUCUCAAAAGAAUAAAAUGCGAUCUUCAUACAACGUUUCUUUAUACGAUUUAGAACAGUCCUUCAUGAGAAUACAACAUUGGAAACAUGGUGUAUAGAGAAUUAUCAAACGAACUUCAAAGGAAAGCGGAAGAAGAGCUGAAUGAAAAUCCAUCGAGGGUACAGGAAGACUUGGAAUACAUUAGAGAAUGGAUUAAGAAGCAACCGCACCUAAUAUCAAGAACCGAUGAUCAAUUUCUAUUAUCAUUCUUGCGUGGAUGUAAAUUUAGCCUUCAUCGUACUCAAGUAAAACUCGAUUACUACUACACCGUAAAAACUAUAGCCACGGAAUUCUUCACUCGCAGAGAUCCAUUCGAUCAAGAUAUUCAAGAAGUACUGCGUCUCGGUGUUAUAUUGCCUCUGCCCAAGACCGAAACUCCAGACGGACCCAGAAUACUUCUGUUACGCUCCUCUCUUUUGAACCUUGACAAGAUAAAUUACCUUGCUUAUUAUAAGCUUUUAUUCAUGAUGUUUGAUAUUUUACUGAUGGAGGAUGAUAACUUCACCGUCUCCGGGAUUAUCGCAUGGUCAAUCGGAAAAAAUUUGACCAUACGCCACACUAUGCAUCUAACUCCGUCACUUUUAAAAAAGUUGAACGACAUAUCGCUCAAAGGGUACCCUAUAAGAAUGAGGAGUCUCUAUUGCACACAAUGCCCUCAGUUAGCUGAAACCUUUUUUAACCUCAGUAAAUCGUUUGCACCGGAAAAGUUAAGUAAACGUAUGUUUCUGUACAGUGAGAGUCACCAUGAAGAGUUCUGUAAAAAAUUUCCUAUACAGUUUCAACCCGAAGAUUACGGUGGUCAAAAUGGUUCCCUAAGUGGGCUUACAGAAUAUUGGAAAACCAAGGUUGAAGGUUACUGUAAAUGGUUCUUGGAGGAUAAGGAAUACGGAACAAAAGAAGACUUGCGAUUGGGUGCGCCAAAUACGUCUGCAAGUUUGUUUGGUAUGGAGGGAACGUUUCGGAAGCUUAAUCUGGAAGUGCUCUUGCCCAUCAAUCAACAAGGUCUCAAAGGAAUAAAACGCGAUCCUCCUAGAACAUUUUUGCAGACGAUUUACAACAGUUCCCCAGGAGAUUACAGCAUUGGAAAUAUGGUGUAUAGGGAAUUAUCAAACGAACUUCAAAAGAAAGCGGAAGAAGAACUGCAUGAAAAUUCGUCGAGGGUACCGGAAGACUUGGAAUACAUUAGAGAAUGGAUUAAGAUGCAACCGCACCUAACUUCAAGAACCGAUGAUCAAUUUCUAUUAUCAUUCUUGCGUGGAUGUAAAUUUAGUCUUCAUCGUACUCAGGAAAAACUCGAUUACUACUACACCGUAAAAACUAUAGCCACGGAAUUCUUCACCCGUAGAGAUCCAUUCGACCAAGAGAUUCAAGAAGUACUGCGUCUCGGAGUUAUACUGCCCCUGCCAAAAACAGAAACUCCAGACGGACCCAGAAUACUUCUGGUUCGCUCCCCUCUUUUGAACUUUGAAAAGAUUAAUUACCUUGCUUUUCACAAGGUUCUAUUCAUGAUGUAUGAUAUUUUACUGAUGGAGGAUGAUAACUUUACCGUUUCCGGGGUUAUCGCAUGGUUCUUCGGAAAAAACUUGACCAUACGUCACACCAUGCAUCUAACUCCCGCACUUUUAAAAAAGUUGAUCAACAUAUCGCUCAAAGGGUACCCUAUAAGAAUGAAGAGUCUAUAUUCCACCCAUUGCCCCCAAUUAGUUGAAACCAUUAUUAACCUUAGUAAAUCGUUUGCACCGGAGAAGCUAAGUAAACGUAUGUUUCUGUACAGCGAGAGUAGCCAUGAAGAGUUCUGUAAAAAAAUUCCUAUUCAGUUACAACCCGAAGAUUACGGUGGUGAAAAUGGUUCCCUUACUGAUCUUGCAGAAUAUUGGAAGAGCAACGUAGAAAGUUAUAGUAAAUGGUUCUUGGAGGAUGAGGAAUAUGGAACAAAAGAAGAUUUGCGAUUUGGUACACCGAACACGUCUGCAAGUUUGUUUGGUAUGGAGGGAACAUUUCGGAAGCUUAAUCUGGAUUAAAAAGAACGCAUUGCUGGUGGAAAAUUUAAGCGGUUAUGCUAAUGUCGUGUGCAGUUGUCGACUGAUGACAAGAUCUUGUUAUAUAAUAUACGGUGCCGUUUCAAUGUUCCCAGCCGCCAAACAAAUUAAAUUUAUUUAACCUUCAGAGCUUAAUAAAGUUACACACAACCGCGUAUCUAGAUC